AUGAGAGAAGCUACUGUAGCUCCGAUAAAGAAGAAAAUAGAAGAUGUUGAAGUGGAUGAGCCAGAUGUUCGCUUGACCGAUUGGAGAGCAGUAUGUAUAGCUGGGCUUUUAACAUUCCUUUCUUCUUUAGAAGGAACUGUAGUUGGUAUGUCUGAAUGGCCUUACAUGCACACUAUUGAUCCCGAAGCGACAUCUCAGUUUUUCGGAGCUGUUACAUCAUUCUCAAAAGCUGGUCAUGCCAUAUUUGCUCUGAUAUUUUCUUAUUGGAGUUAUAAAUCGCAGCAAAUAAGAUGGCCACUAGUCGCUGGUCGAGUGAUAGCUUUUAUAGCUUGUUGUAUUUACCUAUGCGUAGAAUUCUUACCAACUGGCCGAAGAUAUUUGAUGAUGCUCUGUUAUUUUCUUUUUGGUGUUGCCGGAAGUUCAACAUGUAUUCUGAGAUUUUAUCUCGUAUCUGUCAGUUCUCAUGCUGAUCGUGCUCGAGCUUUCUCUGCGAUUGUAAUGGCGAACAUGCUCUCAAUUAUCAUCGGACCAAUGGUUCAAUUGUCCUUCUCGGGGAUCAAAUACCCUGGAGUAGCUUUCUUCUCAGAGCAUAUUCGCUUCCACAUCUACUCAGCUCCAAUAUGGAUCGCGUCACUGACGAACUUCGUUUCCGUCGCUAUCAUAUUUGCUUCUCUCAAAGAAUUGGAGAAGAAACAAAAAACUAAAAAGCCAUCCGUCUUUACACUUCAAGGCUUUAAGGAUCGUCUUCAAAAAUUGAUGGCCAUCGACUUACAUUGGUCACUCAUUUCUGUAUGUUGGUUGAUGAAGAUCAUUGCUCAGUUAGCGAUAGUUACUUUAUCAACAACUGCUGCUCCAUUGAUGAUGGCAUCAUUCGGGUGGGACGGUUCAAUGACAGUUCAAAUAAUGGCAGUAUCCAUGGGAACUGUAGGCCUACUUUCUAUCGGAUUGGCUGUUGCUUGGAUGGUGGGAGGAUUAGGCAAACUAAUAUCCCCGAGAGUUGCGUUUUUGAUUUCUCUCCUAAUAUCCGUCGCAUUGUAUGUGUUAUCCUAUCCAUAUCCACAAAUAGGACAUUCCAUGCCUCAAUAUAACGAAACUACACGAUCUGGAUGUAAUCCAGCUGAGUACAGCUGGUGUGAUACCGAAAUGUCAACAACUCCCUUCAUAUUUAUGCCUGUCGUCAUAGUAGUUAUGGGAAUCGGAUUACCUUUAGCAUCUAUUUCUUUGGACACAAUAUAUUCGAAAGUUCUUGGGAACAUUGACCAGAGCUUAAUGCAAGGUGCGAUUAUUGUGGCUGAGGAUUUGAUCCUGAUCGUUGGUCCUAUAUAUUCAGCUUCUAUUUUUACCGCAUACGGGCAAGAUAAGCUAUGGCUUAUUAACGCUGUCAUCACAGCCGCAGGAACAGUCUUAUGGUUAACAGUCUUCAAAAGAGUCAAAGCAUAUAGUUAA
Messenger RNA from Auanema sp. JU1783, 1446 nucleotides. Lineage: Eukaryota; Metazoa; Nematoda; Chromadorea; Rhabditida; Rhabditidae. The record is from the annotation of a GenBank genome assembly.